This is a messenger RNA of Bursaphelenchus okinawaensis, 1278 nucleotides long. NCBI's taxonomy places the organism in Eukaryota, Metazoa, Nematoda, Chromadorea, Rhabditida, Aphelenchoididae. The record is from the annotation of a GenBank genome assembly.
AUGGAGUACCUAGUAGAUCAUCUUGUUGUUGACUCGAAUGCUUUGAUCAAGAAUGUUAUGACAGUGGUAAGAUUUUAUCAAGAAACUAUUUUUUGUUUCAGAAAUCCGGAGAGAAUGUAUAUACCAUUGACGAGGUCGUGAAAGAGCUCAGGGACAAGGAGACAAAAGAACGACUUCGAAAUGCUCUUUUUGAUUUGAAUUUGACUAAAGUUACACCGGAAUCUGUGAAGAAAGGUAAGGUAACAUGGCUUUAAAUUUAUGCUUCUAGUUGUCGAGGUUUCCAAAAAGACUGGAGAUUAUCCUGUGCUUUCGUUGACUGACAUUAAUGUUCUCGCAUUGACGUUGGACCUUCAUAUAAAACACCUUGGAGAAAGCUCGGCCAAUUAUAAUGUGCAAGAUGUGAAAGUAUUAAUUGAACAAAAAAUGGAUGAAGUUACGGUUGAUGAUACUAAAAUACCUGGAUUUGUAUGCCCAGAUAGCGACGAGGAAGAAGAGGAUUCUGAAGGCGAAUGGCUGGAUGAUACCACGUUAAAUGGAGCGUUUGAAGAUGGCAGUGGAAAGAUGAAGGUAGCAUGCAUGACUUCUGACUUCGCUAUGCAAAACGUGUUGUUGCACAUGAACCUAGGCCUGCUGGCUGUUGAUGGACAAAAGAUAACACAACUCAAGACAUACAUUUUGCGAUGCAGGUAAUUCGUUUUACAAAAUUUUUCAAUUUAGUGAUAAGGUUAGCUCAUUAAACCUAUCUUUAUAGAUCAUGUUACAUGUUGAUUCGAAAGAUGGAUAAACAAUUUUGUCCCAAAUGUGGCAACAAGAACCUACACCGAGUUUGUGUUAGUAUUGACAAAGAGGGAAAGACUAAAGUGCAUUUGAAUGAGCAGAAGUUGUUGGUAACAAGAGGCAUGAACCGUGUCAGUAGGAACAUUAAGGGUGGAAAACAUGAUAAUUGUGAAGUCUUUUUCGAAGAUCAACGAAUUCCCCAGAACAGACUUGCCAAGAUCCAUCAGGUUUAUAUAUUGAUAUUUAUAAAAUUAUAUACGUUUAUUUAAUUACUGCUUCAUUACGUCAGUUACAUUAUUGUAAAGUAAUGUAAUUUUGUUUACGCAGUACUGGGAAUAUUAAUACUCUGUUUUGCAGAACGAAGUGUCAGAUUCUCCCUUCGCUACAAAUGAUGUCACUUCGAGGUCAGCUAUACUCGGAAUCAGAUCCCAGUUCCAUUCAAAAGGGGAUUCACAAGGUUACACGAAUCCUAAGGGCCGAAAGAAGGGCCGACGGGUUUAA